Cylindrotheca closterium is the source of this 1782-nucleotide messenger RNA. The record is from the annotation of a GenBank genome assembly. Lineage: Eukaryota; Bacillariophyta; Bacillariophyceae; Bacillariales; Bacillariaceae.
AUGGGCGAACAUGCUUCUUCAAAACACAAGAAACAUGGCGAUCAUCAUCGUCACCAUCAUCAUCAUGAUAACACCAAAGGCAAUCACAGAGGAGCCGCAUCCACUCCUGAUUCAUCUUUGAUGGAAGAUUCCUUUCAAGCGCGACCCACCAAUCGCUUGGGCAAGGAUCACAAAAUCAAAGCAGACGGAGACACUUGGCAAGAAAUGAUGGCCGUUUGUGAGGCCCCCGAAGGAUCUAAUGAAGAAAAAGGAACCUUGGUGAUUCGAUCCUAUUAUCAAAAUAGUCGGACGAAUGAGCGAGUCUGGGACGAACCACCAUCAGGAGCCACCAAUAUCAUUCCCGCCAAUGAGGAAGUACGACGAAUGGCUAAUCUUCAAUUGGAAGAACUGCAUCUUGUCAAGAAAGGAGGAAAGAAUAAAAAGAAGGAUAAGAAAAAGGGUAAUUUCAUGGGAAAACUCUUUGGUCUACCUAGUGGCAACAAAAAGACUGACAAAAAGAAGGAAAAGCGACGAAUUGAAUACAAACCAGGCUCCCAAAUGUAUGCCAAACAAGCACAAAAUGACACAGAAGAUGCGCUAAUGCAACAAGCCAUUGCAGCCUCCAUUGCGGAAAGUAAUGGUGAGACCUAUGUUCAGCCUCCUCCACAGCAGCAGUCUUCUUUGGAUGAUGAAAUGGCCAUGGCACAGGCGUUGAGCAUGUCGGCCGCCGAGCAGGAAGCCAGUGAGAAUGCCUUGGCACAUGCGCUCAGCUUGUCAGCAGCCGAACAUGACGACUCUGCUGCUACCUCUCAGAAACCAUUAUUGAUGGCACCACAAGGGCAUCAAGGGACGACGACACAACGGAAUCAUCACCAUCAAGCUCUCACGGAAGAAGAAAUACUAGCACAGGUGAUGGAACAAUCCAAACUGGAAACCAAGCGCGGAGAAGGAGAUUUGCUCAACAUUGGACCACCGCCUCCCAUGAAUCCAUUCGACACUCCAGCAUCGAUUGAGGAUAGAAAAAUGCCAGCUUCCGGUCCAGCAGUCAAUCAAGACGAAAUGUAUCAAAUGCAACUGAUGGAACGGCAGCUUUUAGAGGUACAACAACUUCAGCAGCAACAAAUGCAACAGCAACAGUUUGCAUCAAUGCCUUAUGCUGGCGCACCUGCUGCUGCGGCUUCGAAUCAGCAUCCCGGUAACCAAUAUGCAGCAUCCUCCAAUGCGGCAGCCGCUGCUUCUGCUUCUCAAUACGCUGCUGCUAUGACUUCAUCAUCGACUCCAGCAACAGCAGCGCCAACCAUGAAGGCACCCCCUUCCUAUGCUACGAAUCUAUCUAAUCCUGCUAAUCCUCCUCCCUCGAAUUAUCAAACCAAUACUGCCUAUGGCGGUGGUGCAUCAUCAUCAUCAUCCCCAACCUAUCCACAACAACAAGAACAACAACAAUUGCGCAUACCUGUGAAUGCGCCGUCCAUGCCUAAUGUGGCCUUGAAACCACCACCGCGGGUUCCUGCCAUUUUGCCAGAUGCGUCUCCUUUUGCUUCGACAGCACCUAUCCUCGGCAGCUUGAAAGGAGCACCCAAAUCGGCCAUGUUUGAUCCUUACAGUAAGGAUGCUGCUGCCAAGGCACGACCACCAUCAGCAGCAACACCACCCGCAAAUACCCGAAAUGGGAGUGGCCUCCAGAAAAUGAAGGAUUCCUCUUCGACAGGAGACGAUAAUCAGUCUUCACAUUCACGGAAAAUGAGUCUCUUCAAACGCAACAAGGCGAGUUCCAAGGUUCAAGACAAGGCGGGGUUAGUAUAA